Molecule: messenger RNA, 989 nt
Organism: Cloeon dipterum
Lineage: Eukaryota; Metazoa; Arthropoda; Insecta; Ephemeroptera; Baetidae
Exons: 3
Coding region: 173-709 (178 amino acids)
Biological process (GO): regulation of synaptic transmission, cholinergic; positive regulation of voltage-gated potassium channel activity; sleep
Source: RefSeq, a predicted model, not a curated record
CAAACAAACGGGACCGCCGCUGCCUGCUUUUCUUCAGUGUAGACAGUGCCUUAGAGCCCGAGUGUUCUACGACGGCCAAGCAGCGGCCCACUUGAGACAUGCCGGCGUGUUAUUAUUAAAUAAUAUGCUCUUCUUUCUUGGGUGCCAAAGAAGUAACUGAGAACAAGCCAAGAUGAGUGCAACACGAUUUUCGCAAAUCGCCACCUGCAUCGCUCUAACAGUGGUGCUGGGCUCCACCCUGACUGACGCCAUCAAGUGUUACCAUUGCUCCGUCAAGCCGGCCCUCCAAAAAGACACCAAAGAGAUGAAGCCGGCCUGCCAGAGGUUCACCCCCACCAGCAAGUACAUAACCGAGUGCGGAAACUCAACCUACUGCAUGAAGAAGUCCUACAACUACAUCCUGAGCAACGGUUCAGUGACGACUGUGGUUCAGCGCGAGUGCGCGCCCCAGGCGGCGCCAUACCAGGUGUUGGUGGACAACAAGUGGCAGCGGCGCACCAAGGUGGAAAAGGACGCGUACGAGGAGGGCUGCGUGAUCCAGCACCCGGAUCACCCGAUCAAAACCAACCCGACCGAGUACUGCUACUGCAGCAAGAACUUGUGCAACUCGGGCAAGUCGACGCACGACGCCACGUCAGCGGCGCACACCGACGCGAUGGCCGUGAUUUUUGUCUUCAACGCAAUGAAGUACAUUCGAAGCCUGCGAUAGCAGUGCAACAACCGAACUCACUCUCGCAUGGCAGUGGACAUGUUCAAGUGGCUGUGACGAUAUAGACGUUUAACUGCUUAUAUCCAUCGAGCGUCGACCGGCGCCGGAACUACUACUACUGAUCAUUUUAACUAAGUUAUAUAUUUUGUUACUACAUGUUUGUGUGACGCUCGUGAUCAGAGCCAAUGAAUGUCUUCUUGUCUAGUGUAUAAGCAAAAUGUGCGCAUUUCGCGAUUGGUAUCCCUUGAUACGCUCAAUAAAGUUUUAAAAUAGAUAAAUA